Molecule: messenger RNA, 663 nt
Organism: Aspergillus steynii IBT 23096
Lineage: Eukaryota; Fungi; Ascomycota; Eurotiomycetes; Eurotiales; Aspergillaceae
Product: DUF899-domain-containing protein
Exons: 2
Coding region: 1-663 (220 amino acids)
Source: RefSeq, a predicted model, not a curated record
AUGCCCCCCAACCAACAACCCACCCCAGCAGAAGAAUACCAACUCGCACGUGCAGAGCUCCUCACCAAAGAAAAAGCACUCACCCACGACCUCCAAACCCUCGCUUCUCUCCGCCGCGCCCUCCCCCGAGUACACAUCCCCAGCCCCCGGCGCUUCAAAUUCGACACUCCGUCUGGCGAAAAGACCCUCCCGGACCUCUUCGCCGGCCGCAAGCAACUCAUCCUCUACCACUUCAUGCUCUCCCCGGGGUCCCACGACGGCUGCGUCGGCUGCUCCUUCUGCAUGGACCAUAUCGCGGACGUGCGACAUCUCCGGAGUCGCGAGACGAGCUUCGUUGCGGUUGCGACUGCCCCUGUCGAUGAGAUAAAGGCGUACAAGGAGCGCAUGGGGUGGGAGUUUCCGUUUUAUAGCUGUGAGAAGACGUGCCGGGCGUGGAGGGAGGCGGAGGAGCAGGGGGAGACGGUGACGUGGAAGCCGGGGAAUGGGUUUUUUGGGUUGGCCGUGUUUGUGAAGGAGGGCGGGGAGGUGUAUCAUACGUAUGAGACGACGGAUCGGGGGAUGGAGAUUCUGCUCUCGACGUAUCAUCUGUUGGAUAUGACGCCGUUGGGGAGGCAGGAGGUGGGGAAUGGGAUGGGGGGGUUUAGGAGGCAUGAUGAGUAUUGA